AGUCGAUCGCGAGUGCCAAAACACGAGGAUUUUGACGUUACAAUGUUUGGAAAGUGUGUUGACUGAGUGCUUGAUUCGUGCCUAUGUAAAGUGAUUUUUAUGUGUGUUCCUUGAGUCGAACGGGCAGGAUGCCGAGGGGAGAGAAUAGGUCGAGCAUCCUGCUCUCCCGGGAUGAGAAUGAUCAGGUGUUCAGUCUGAUCGGGGCCAAAUGCCAGAGUCUAGCGACGGCAGUGGUCCAGCUUUUCACGACUGAAGGCCCGGGACACUCAGAAUGGAAGAAAAAGGACACGGGCGUACUAUGUCUGAUAAAAGACAACAGCAAACGUUCAUACUUUUUCCGCAUAUAUUGUUUAUACCGCAAAGCGAUGAUUUGGGAACACGAAGUGUAUUUACAGAUAGAGUACAAAAGCCCAAGGCCUUAUUUGCACACCUUCGAAGCUGAGGAAUACAUGACAGCGUUUAACUUCGCUAACGAAGAUGAGGCAAAGCUCCUUAGGAACGUUCUUAUUGAGAAAAUCGAACAACGGAAGCAAAGGAGAGAAGAGCGACGACAGCGCUCCGCCCUUUCGCAUCGCGCGAACAGUACAUCGUCAUCGCAGAACUUCGCGCUGACGUCGCAUGCACCACGGCACAACGGCAUAGCGCCGCCCCUGCCACCCGCUCCCAUUCAAGAACUACCCCCGCCACGGAAGCCCGUGGUACCUUCAAAUGCAAAUAGCAUAUCAGGCGGGUACACGAUAAAGAGUAGCAGUCGUAAGCCGAAGACGCGCAAGCUCACGAAGGCCGACAUCGGCAUGCCUUUGGACUUCAAACACGUGUCGCACGUCGGCUGGGACGCCAACAAAGGUUUUGAUGUGGAUAACCUUCCCGAAGAAGAGAUGCGCUCGUUCUUCUCGAAGGCGGGCAUCUCGGAGACGCAGCUGCAAGACCAGAAGACCCGCAAGUUCAUCUAUGACUUUAUUUACAAACAUGGUGGCAUCGACGCCGUUAAGGAGGAUCUACACGAGACGAAGCCUCCUAGAGGCGCAUUGACCAACGCGUCGCCUGCGCCUCCGCCGCCAACGACGCCAGCGCCGCCCGUGCCCGCGCGCAGCCCCGCGCCGCACCACCCGCCCGCGCCACCGUCGCGAGCUCCGCCGCCGCCCCCCGCGCGCGUCGUGCCCCCGCCCCCGCCGCCACCGGCAUCACUACUUGCGCCCAAGAAUCCGCCACCCCCAAGGCCUACGCAGCCACCUUCGAGCGCCCCCCCAUCAGUGCCACCCCCACCGCCCCCGGGCAUGACCCCGUCUGGUGCACCGCCACCUCCCCCUCCGCCGCCCCUGGCGCCUGUGCCCCCGCCGAUGCCAGUCGAAACGCCCUCAGCUGGCGACGCACGGUCCGCGCUCAUGGAAAGCAUACGCACCGGGAACAAGACGCUCAAGAAAGUGGAAACUGCCCCGCGGCCAGUGAUCGACGACAGCAGAAGCAAUCUGCUCAGCGAAAUCAGACAAGGGGUCGAACUUAAAUCCGUUACUCGAUCAUUAAGCAACGCGAAUGCGGCGCCACGGCCUUCAGGCGGCGGAUGCGGACUGGCAGAAGCACUAAAGAAGGCAUUAGACGACCGCAACAUCGCCAUGCACUCGGACAGCGACAGCAACACCUCAGACACCACCAGCGACGGCGAUGAGUGGGACUAAACACGCGGUAUAUAUAAAAGAUAAUGCAGUUUUAACGUUUCCACAUAUUUAAGGCCCAUGUCACACUCUGAAUAAUAAAGUGAGACAAAUCGAAAAGUAAAAUUUUUGGAAAACUAAUAGUUCUAGCGUUCAUUCUGGAUGAAUGAUUUUUCGGCCGAUCGUCGAAAAAUCAACAACUUCCUGAGGAUACCUCAUGGAGAUGUAAAACACGAGUCGAGUAUGUUUUUGGAGGUAGUGUUUGUGACCUGUAGUUGCUCUUGUGGUAUUAAUUUUAUGCGGGGGGAAAUUAACUGCAUGAAAACAAUGCUUAACAACACAAUAUAAACGCAGCUAUUUUGCACGACUUAACAUUCGCAGGUUUCGCGG
This is a messenger RNA of Hyposmocoma kahamanoa, 2042 nucleotides long. Its product is annotated as neural Wiskott-Aldrich syndrome protein-like. Lineage: Eukaryota; Metazoa; Arthropoda; Insecta; Lepidoptera; Cosmopterigidae. Gene Ontology annotation, biological process: actin filament polymerization. Bases 129 to 1676 code for a protein of 515 amino acids. Gene Ontology annotation, cellular component: cytoplasm; actin filament. The transcript is spliced from 11 exons. The record is from RefSeq and is a predicted model, not a curated record. Gene Ontology annotation, molecular function: actin binding; microtubule binding.